CCCGUUUAAAGUGUGUCUGAAGCUUCACUUAAGGUCUAGUCUCUCUGUUGGGGUGCACACGGAUUGACCACUCCUUUGGGCUUGUUUUCCGUGGAUAAUUGGGGAAAAGCUAAUCCAUAAAUAUGACUGACGCUCAACAAGAAGCCCGCUCCUACUUGAGCGAGGAGAUGUUGGCUGAGUUCAAGGCCGCCUUUGACAUGUUUGACACUGAUGGUGGUGGUGACAUCAGCACCAAGGAGUUGGGUACCGUGAUGAGGAUGCUGGGACAGAACCCGACGAAACAAGAGUUGGAUGAGAUCAUUGAGGAGGUCGAUGAGGAUGGUAGCGGUACCAUCGACUUUGAGGAGUUCUUGGUCAUGAUGGUGAGGCUGCUAAAGGAAGACCAGGCCGGCAAGAGCGAGGAAGAGUUGGCAGAGUGCUUCCGUGUGUUCGACAAGAACGGCGAUGGCUACAUCGACAGAGAAGAGUUCAGCCUUAUCAUCCGCAGCACUGGUGAGGCCGUCACAGACGAGGAGAUUGAUGAGCUGCUGAAGGAUGGCGACAAGAAUGCUGACGGCAUGCUGGACUAUGACGAAUUCCUCAAGAUGAUGGAGAAUGUGCAGUAAAACCAGAGACUCAUGGACAUUCCUCCUCCCCCAUGAACAACCCCAACCCCAACCCCAACCCCAACCCCACCAUCCACUGACCCAUUAAAAACACCCCAAUACUCACCCUGUUCACCCCUGUCCAGCUGGUUCACUGCCUCUUCUCCAUCCUUACAGACACCCUCAACAGACAGCUAGGGUGUCCGCCGGGGGUCGUUGGCUGCACUUGACUACUCCCUAGCUCGUUUGUGCAUGCACAACUCAUCACGAUUCUGCGCCGAAACUAGACCCUGUGUCAGGAAGACGAAGCUGCAACUGAGAAAUUCACUGCACAGGACACAACUUUGCAGCACGCAUGAUGUAACAGGCGAGUGGCAUCAGUGACCCCCAUGUGUAGACUCUGCUGGUAAAGCUCUGAGCCUAGAUAGAUUAGCAGCCUGUUACCUGCUGCCUAGACCAAGUCAUUCAACAGCUUCACUGUACAAAGAGGUCAUUUGCUUGAACAGAAUAAAUGAACUAACAC
Molecule: messenger RNA, 1107 nt
Organism: Thalassophryne amazonica
Lineage: Eukaryota; Metazoa; Chordata; Actinopteri; Batrachoidiformes; Batrachoididae
Gene: tnnc2
Product: troponin C type 2 (fast)
Exons: 6
Coding region: 123-605 (160 amino acids)
Cellular component (GO): myosin II complex
Molecular function (GO): calcium ion binding
Source: RefSeq, a predicted model, not a curated record